Molecule: messenger RNA, 6234 nt
Organism: Carassius gibelio (silver crucian carp)
Lineage: Eukaryota; Metazoa; Chordata; Actinopteri; Cypriniformes; Cyprinidae
Gene: dennd5b
Product: DENN/MADD domain containing 5B
Exons: 23
Coding region: 559-4563 (1334 amino acids)
Molecular function (GO): small GTPase binding; guanyl-nucleotide exchange factor activity
Source: RefSeq, a predicted model, not a curated record
CUGCUGUAUUUGAAAAUGUGGCAUUUGGAAAGCUUAAUUUGCUUUUCUCACAAUCGUGAACAAAUACAUAUUUAUACUAAUUAUUGUGAAACAGAAAUGAACUGGAAUUCAUUGAUAAUCUGAUUAUAUUUGUAUCUUAUUUGUAAAUUCGCAAGAAAAAUCUUUGCGUAGCCUAUUGAUUUAUUUAUUUGUUAUUUUUUUGCCGGUGAAUCACAACAUUUAAAAGACGGGUUACAUCCCUGCACAAAACUCUCAAACAAAUAAGGUUCCUUGAGGCGAAACAUUGAGAGGUCUCGAUUGGCUGAGUGUGAUCAGCUGAAGCAGUGCGUCAGUGUACUCUGGAGCAGCUACACUCUCACACAGACACAGCAGCCAGCGCUCUUCAAACCAAAUUAUACCUAACGUACAUAGGCUGCUUUCCGAAGCUCACCGCACUAAAUUUAAGAUAUUAGCUUUCAUUAAAACGGCGCUUUAAAGUCAUUUGCCUGAGGCCGCUGGAUAUGGGGCUCGUUGGGUCUGUAUAACAGACGCGGACAAAGCGGAUCAGCUCGUGCCGAGAUGAGUGCCACUAUGAGCGGCUCUGGGUCAGCGCCCUGCCGCUUCGCACAUUACUUUGUUAUAUGUGGAAUAGACAACGAAACGGGUCUGGAGCCCGAUGCUUUGGCAGCUUUGUACCAAUGGCUAGAGGCCGAUCGUCAGGGCAGGGACCCAGAGGCCGUGGCAGCAGGGGAAAACUUUGACCAGAGCCCCCUCAAAAGGACCUUUAAAUCCAAAGUGCUUGCCCACUACCCAGAGAACAUCGAGUGCAACCCAUUUGACCAGGAUGCUGUCAACAUGCUCUGCAUGCCCAAAGGUCUGUCAUUCCGAACACAGCGUGACAGUCGUACCCCACAAUUCCACUCGUUCCUCAUCACAAGAGAAGACGGAUCUCGCACGUAUGGUUUCGUUCACACCUUCUACGAGGAGGUAACCAGUCCUCAGAUCUGCUCUGCCAUGCAGACGCUACACCAGAUGCACCAAGCAGAGCAUAAUGCAUCUGCCCAUAACUGCCCUUCGUCAUCAUCCUCUUCCUCAUCAUCCUCAUCCUCCUCAAGUAUGGACUCUUUAGCCAGCAGCCUGGAUGAAGUUGAGUCUCCUUCCUCAACUUCCUCCUCCCAAGGGGGCCGCAGAAGCUGUGGCUGCUCCGGUGAAGGCUACGAUUCUGUUCGCGACACUCUGUACGUGUCCAAAGCUAUGUGUCUAAUCACGCCCAUGCCCUUCAUGCACGCCUGUAAACGCUUCCUGUCCCAGGUGCACCGCGCUGUCAUCUCCAAUCAGCCACCCCCACUUCCUUUGGAAAGCUACAUCUACAACAUCCUCUAUGAAGUACCUUUGCCGCCGCCUGGACGCUCUUUAAAGUUCCACGGCGUGUAUGAACCUAUCCUGUGCCAGAGGCCUGGUGUCGGGGAGCUGCCAUUGGCUGAUUUCCCACUGAGUAGGGCCUUCCAGUUGUUGGGAGUGGAAAAUCUGGUGCAGAUUUUUACUUGUGUCCUACUAGAGAUGCAGAUCCUUCUCUAUUCACAAGAUUACCAGAGGCUCAUGGUGGUUGCAGAAGGAAUCACAACCUUGCUGUUCCCGUUCCAGUGGCAGCAUGUGUAUGUGCCCAUCCUUCCUGCUUCACUUCUGCACUUCCUGGACGCCCCUGUGCCGUAUCUCAUGGGCCUGCAGUCUAAAGAGGGCACGGACCGCUCUAAACUAGAGCUGCCUCAAGAGGCGAACCUGUGUUUUGUUGAAAUCGACAACCACUACAUCGAGUUACCUGAAGACUUCCCUCAGUUCCCCAACAAGACCGAAUUCAUCCAGGAACUCAGUGAGGUAUUGCUAAGUUUUGGUUUGUCUCCUGAGGGGGGCAACACCUCCUCUGAACCAGCUGUGAGUUCGCAGACCUCCGUACUGGAGAAGGAACUGAAGAGCACAUCCCUGAGUGAGUUGGUGGAUGACCGAAAGAACGGCAACCUCGGUGGAGAGGCGCUGGACGUGCUGGAGCUUCUUCAGGGCAACCCGACUCUGGAGCGUCUGCAGGCUCUGGCCAAAAGGACAGGGGUGAAAGUGGCGCGUCUGGAGGCAUUGGCAGCGGGGCAGAAAGCUGUAGGGGAGGAGGGCGUUGGAGGAAGGUCUCCUGUCGAGGAAGAGGAGCUGAGGAACGCUAAACUGAACGUGCAGCUGAGGGAGGUGUUCGCUGCACGCUUUGCCACAAUGUUCGCGGACUACGAGUCGUUUGUGAUCCAGAACUCGCCAGAUUUGGAGUCCUGGCUGACCAAUAGAGAGCAAAUGCACAACUUUGACAAGGCCUCAUUCCUUUCGGAUCAGCCGGAACCGUACUUGCCCUUCCUGUCCCAUUUCAUCGAAACGCAAAUGUUUGCCACCUUCAUCGACAACAAGAUCAUUUCUCAGUGGGAGGAGAAGGAGCCCCUCCUUCGAGUGUUUGACGGACGCAUUGAGAAGGCCCGUCUCUACAAUGUUCGCGCACCCAGCUUGCGCUCAUCUGUUUACCAGAAAUGCACCUUCCUCAAAGAGUCAGCCCAGGCCAUAGAGCAGCGGCUGAGAAAGAUGGACCACACAGCCAUCCAUCCUCACCUGCUGGAUAUGAAGAUUGGUCAAGGAAAAUACCAGCAGGGCUUCUUCCCCAAACUACAGGCUGAUGUGCUCGCCUCAGGGCCCACCAACAACAAGUGGUCUAACCGCACAUGCUCGACCCAGCGCAGAGUGGACCGUCACAGACAGCACAACGACCAUCUGGUGCUGGACAACGACCUCAAAGAGAAGUACAUGCAGGAGGCCCGUAGCCUGGGGAAGAACCUGAGACAACCCAAACUAUCAGACCUGUCCCCUGCGGUCAUCGCUCAGACCAACUGGAAGUUUGUGGAGGGUUUACUGAAAGAAUGCAAAAUGAAGACCAAGCGUAUGUUGGUGGAGAAAAUGGGCAGAGAGGCUGUUGAACUGGGACAUGGAGAGGUGAACAUCACUGGCCUGGAGGAGAACACACUCAUAGCCAGUCUGUGUGACCUGCUGGAGAGAAUAUGGAGCCACGGUCUACAGGUCAAACAGGGAAAGUCUGCGCUGUGGUCUCAUUUAUUACACUACCAGACGAGAGAAGAGAAAAACGAACAGCUGUCAGAGUCUCCAGUGUCUAAUGGCCAGGAAAAACGGAAGCCAGAGUCCAGUGUUGGUCUUCCUGCAUUACGUCUAUCAGUCAUACAGGAUAUGAGACACAUCCAAAGUAUGGGAGAGAUUAAAACCGAUGUAGGUCGAGCACGUGCUUGGAUCCGACUCUCUCUGGAGAAAAAACUACUUUCCCAGUCUCUCAAACAGCUGCUGUCUAACCAGGCCUUAACCAAGAAGCUGUACAAGCGUUACGCCUUCUUGCGCUGCGAAGAGGAAAAAGAGCAGUUUCUCUUUCACCUCUUGAGCCUGAAUACCGUGGACUACUUCUGCUUUACCAGCGUCUUCACCACCAUAAUGAUUCCAUACAGGGCCGUCAUUAUCCCCAUCAAGAAGCUUAGUAACGCAAUGACCACGUCCAACCCCUGGCUGUGUGUGUCCGGCGAGCUGGGCGACUCCGGCAUCCUGCAGAUCACCAAGAACGUUCUGGAAAUGAAGUUUGAUUCUGCCUUUAGGCCUCACACGCACAUCUCCAUCGCCUUCAAGUGUCAGAACCUCGGGAAGUUGACGACAGUGCAGCUGGGUCAUGAUAAUUCUGGCUUGCUUGCCAAGUGGCUGGUGGAUUGUGUCAUGGUCCGCAAUGAGAUCACCGGCCACACGUACAAGUUCCCGUGUGGCAAGUGGCUGGGGAAGGGCGUGGAUGAUGGCAGUCUUGAGCGAGUUCUGAUUGGUGAAUUUGUAGUUCCAUGCAAUGAUGAUGACGGAGGAAGAGGGUCUAAGACUCCGCCCCUUCAGCGAUCACCUUCCCAGAUCCGACGAAUUAGCAUCACAUCGCUUACAGGACGUGGAAACAAACCAACAACUGUACAGAUACAGGAAUCCAUCGGUGAAGCAGUCAACAAUAUUAUAAAGCAUUUCCACAAACCAGAAAAAGAGAGGGGCAGUCUUACAGUCCUGCUGUGUGGAGAAGGUGGUCUUGUGUGGGCACUGGAGCAGUUCUUCCAUCAUGGAUUCCGCUCGGCUCGAAUCUUUCAGAAAAAUGUUUUUGUGUGGGACUUCUAUGAGAGAACAGUAGCAUUUCUGGAGAAUGCUGAUCAGAUUGGAGACCUUCAAGAAAAACCAGAGCCUCUAGGUCUGAAUAGUGAAUCUUUCUGUCGAUACGUCAACGCCAUUAACAGUAUGCCACGCAACAUUGGCAAAGAUGGCAAGUUCCAGCUGCUAGUUUGUCUCGGAGCGAGAGAUCGAUUGUUGCCGCAGUGGCUUCCUCUACUGGCCGAAUGCCCCGUCAUCACACGCAUGUAUGAGGAGAACGCGUUACUGCGAGACAAACUCACCGUCAGCUCUCUCAUCGCAGUUCUGGAGACGCUCCAUGACUUCCCCAUCACACUGGAGAGCUCUCUAACUAAAAGCGUUGAGCUGUAACUCCACAUACUGAGGUCAAACUCAGACUGCCCCCCUCUCUGCUGCCACACUCAGGGCCAAAGCGGCUCUACAAUACUCUGCCAUGUGCAUUUGCUGACCAGCGAAGGACUGACGACUUAUCGAAACGACUGCUCCCCCAAAGAAAUGAACUCAGAAGUGUGUUUUGUAGCAGUAUUUGGAGUCGGGCUUUUUCUAAUUGAAAGCGUUGAUGGAUGUUUUUUUAAGAAGACAAAUCCCUGUGGAUUUUGCUUUCAAACCUGUGGUCAUUUCCGCGCACAUGUCUGCGAGUCAGAUCCGCUAGCGUUUCUGCUUCAGAUCAUGUGCAGAGCUUUAGAAAGCACUGUUUUUUUUCCGCAAAGUAUUGACAGUUUACACACUCAAUUACCAUCAUUUGACAGGCAAAACUAUUAAAUUGAGGAAUUCAGACAUGAAGUGUUUAUACCGUCUGUUUGUUUAAACCAAUGCUAUCUGUGUUCAUUUAGAUGUCAAUUUGGAGCAUUAUCCUGGUCAAAAGCCUGUCAAAUGAAUUUUCAGAGAAAAAGGACAUUCCAACAAGAUGUGAAUGGUUGUAUGUUACAAGAUAUGUGUAAGAUAUGCGUGAUCGUAAUGUGCGUGUGUGAGGCUCAACAUUUGAAGAUGUGUUUAUUUUGCCAAUGAGUAUUAACCUCAUUCAAGGAUACUUCAGUAUCAUGUUUGAGUUUUUUUAUUUUUAAGAAAGAAACACUGGAAAUCAUCGUAAAGCAAUAACAAGCAUAUUUCAGAUCGUUUUUUUUUUUUUUUUUUUUGCUAUUAAACUUAGUCACCGUUAAAAUCUCUCAAAUAUGAAUUAUUACAGUUGUGGGGUGCUUUAAAUAUAAAGUGUAAACCCUAGUAUUUACCACUAAUUGAAGGUCUAAAUGCAGCAAUUACUUUGUUAAUCCAUGUUUGAUUACUGCAGAACUUGCACAUUGCUUAGAAAUGAAUAAGUAUUGCCCUUUAAUCGCCGUUUAUGUUUGUUCUGUUAUGCAUCAGUUUUAAUCCGGAAUCCCUGCUGGACGAAAUCAAGUAAUAAUUACAUAUAAAUUACAAAUGUUAUAGUUCUAGAUCUCUUAAUGUUUCUUAAGUUUGGGUUUUUAAGGCUCUUCGCAUCUUAGAGCUGUGUAGCAAGUCAACCUGUGUAUUUUAUUUCUUUUUCUUUUUUUAUAAUGACUCCGAUCAUUUGUAUGCAUUUAUUUUCGAAUGAUGCUUUUGUGACACUGGUUGAUUUUGGAUUGACGCAAUCUUGGGGUGAUUUAUGCAGUAAGCUGACACUGUUAUCAUUUAUUUAUUUUAGUAAAUCUACUUUCAGGCUUUCUAUAGUAUAUGGAACGUCCAUCUUGUGUAAAAAAUAUACUUUAUUUUAGGCCCCAAAAAACAUAGCUAACAACUCAGAGAGUCCUCUCGCUGUAGGGAUGAGGAAGCCACAGGAUCUGUCCCUUUGUUUGCGGUGCUGAUGCAUGCCAUGUUUUAGUACUGUUGCUGUAAAUGAAUUUGGUCCUCUUCUAGAUCUUGCCUCAUUCCAUCUGUUUUUCCACGUGUGAAAGCUUCUAAACAUCGAUCAUAUUAUAAAAAGCUCCCCGUCUAAAAAUGAGUGGGUUCCUCCAUCAUGUUUAUAUUUGUGAAGAAACUCAUUAAAAUUGCUCUGUUCGUCCA